UUUUCCUGUUUGUAAAGGUCAUGCCCGCUGAACUAGCCCUCAACGAUUCAAGCUCCCGUUCAAUUCCCCGCUCCUGCUCGUUCGCGAUCUCAAUAUCUAUCCAUGGCCUUCUCUUUUCUCGUUUGCCGCCGUUUUCGCCACAUCUUCUUCCUCCUCAAACCUCCACCAGUCUCUCUCGCAGUAACCCGCCAUCUCGCCAAUACAGCAGUUGCCACACCUCUCCCAUCCGCGCGGCCGGAUCCAAAAAUCUCGCUAUCUGCCCGCCUCUCCUUCGUCUUUGAUCAGAUUGAUGCCCUCGAGCGCCAGCGAGACACUACCGCUAAGGACGAGGCUCUUCAGCGCAUUCGCGCCUGGCGUCAGUCGAAGCACCCAUCUCCACCUCCAUCUUCCAACACAUCCACUACAGAUGCAGAUUCUGCUGCCGAUGGAGGAAGUAAUAGUGCCGAUGUCCGGAUGAAAGAGGAUGCUAACAGUGCAGAACUUGGGAUGGCGGAGUUAUUUCGGAGGGAAAUAGAGGUGGUACAUCCCUGGCCUGAGUGGAUUGAGCUGAUGGAGAGGCUUGCCAGCCAGAAUUAUUUCGAUUUCCGGCGAGUAGAGGAGGACCGCGUCGCUGCCAGCGCUGGGAUUGAUAUAUCGGGAGUGAAGGAGGAGGUGGGGUUAGACCUUACUAGGGAUUGGGCAGCCGUGAGAACAGCUUGUAUGAAUUUUGGCCGCGACCGGUUUGACAUUCUUAAGUCCUUAGCAAGGAAGGACAUUCAAGUUCUGGUAGGUGAUGGAUGCCCCAGCAUGCAACCAAAAGUUGUCUUCUCAGCAAAGCUGUUGAGAAAGUACCUUCAUAUUGAUGAAGGAGAUGUAUGCAGCUCAUGCAGUCUCAGAAAUUCAUGCAGCAGAGGAUAUAUACUUGUGCCUAAAGAGGAUGAAGCCCGAACACUUGAUGUCAUGCGUAUUCUGUUGACAUAUGGUUUUGAUCAUGUCAAAGAAUCCGUUGAAAAUGAUAGUUUGAGAAAAAAGAAGUCUGUGAAAAUAGUAGUCCGUACGCUUCUGCAUGAGGUAGUUAAACUGAGCGCAGUUCCAAGAGAUCCAAAUCUCUUACCUCCAGUGGUCAAGAAACAGCCUCCUAAAGUAAAGCAACCACCACCUCAACCCAAGCGGCGGGUAGGGCGAGAUGAUGUUGAAAUGAAGAAGGGAGAUUGGCUCUGUCCAAAGUGUGACUUCAUGAAUUUUGCCAAGAACACUGUUUGCUUGCAAUGUGAUGCUAAACGCCCCAAGCGACAACUCCUUCCAGGGGAAUGGGAAUGCCCCAAGUGUAACUUCCUGAAUUAUAGGCGGAACAUGUCAUGCUUCCAAUGUGAACAUAAUCGCCCCCCAGAUGACUUCACAGAGAAUCAAAUGUUGGGAAAGCAAAGGGGUCCAAACACCAGAUUACAAAGGGCUGUCAGGACUUCAGAUUUUUCAAAUGAGUGGAAUCUUGAUUUUGAGGACAAUGAAUCAGAUGGUGCUGAUGUUGCAGCUUUUGAGUUUGCUGAUUCUACUAGAGCUUGCGAUCGUUCUUCUUUCAAUGAACUACCUCGUGGAGGAAACGCCAGGGAGUUUGAAGAUGUUGUUGGACACCAAGAUAGAGGCCGAUAUUUUUCUAAUCCUAGUAAAGGAGGUUCUUCAUCACAUUCACGUGUGACAGGAUUUGAUGAUUUUGAUGAUGAAGAGGAUAAUGUGGACAGUUAUGAACUUGAUGAGGCAGAUGGUAAGGAGACACAUGUAAUUUUGCGAAAGAGCUUAUCUGAGUUUGAGAGUGGCUCUGAAUCAGAAGAUUUUGAUGAUCUAGACCGGUAUUCCAACUCAAAUCAACAUAGGAAAGAUUAUUUAUCUAAAUUUGAGGAUGAAAAUAUUGCAAUUUCUGCACGGAACAUUGAUGACAGCCCAAAUUCUUUCAAGUCAGGUAAUGAAAGGGAGCUUUUGGAUUCUGAUCAUGCUAUGCAAGGAAAAUAUGACUUAAAGCAUAGAAGGAAGGUUCAACAGAAAGCAGACCGCAAGGGUUUUGCUAGAGGAAGAGAUUCAGACUAUAAUGACAGGCUUCCUGUUUCUGAUUUUGAUGAUGUUGAGGAUGAUGAUGAUGAUCUAUAUUCCAAUAGGAGCAAGUUGAAAGGAAGAAAAGGUGCAGUAGAAAGGAUGGGACAUAUAUGCCAGGAUUCAUAUCGUUUUGACCCUAAAAAUGAUCGAAGAAAUUAUUAUGAUAAUGAUGAUGAUGAAGAUGAUGAGUUAUAUUAUAGUGGGAGUAGGAAUAGAGGAAGCAGAGGUGCAUCAAAAAGUUCAGGGCACAGAUUCCAGGAUUCUAAUCGUGUUUACUCAAGAAAUAUAGGAAAAAAGUUCGAUGAUAGAGGGGUUUCUGAUCUCAGAAGAGGUAGAAUUAAUCAAUCUAGUUAUGGAGCAAGAGGUUUUCAGAAAAGUGAGAAGGGCCCUAGAGGAAAUGGCUAUGGUAGGCGUAAUGAUGAUCAUGGAUACCAGCAUUCUGCUCGAACGGCUGAUCAUUCAAAAAUUAAUCAUCCUCGAUAUGGAAAGAAAAGCCGUAAUCAUGGUCAAAUUAGGGGUGUCAAUGAUGAUUAUGAUUUCAAUGAUAAUAAUCAAAGAAGGCGCAUCAUUGAAAGAUAGAUUUUUAGUGCCAUUUUAAGAAAAUAAUAUGCCUUGCUAAAAAUGUUUCGAGUCCUUUCUAGGCGAGCCUAAGCUGAGAUACCUUGCUUUUGCUAUCACUUUAUCCUAAGGAAUUGUCGCCAUGGAAUCCUAGUUGUCCUGGUUUGUUACUGGAAAUUUUAAUUAUCAGCGGCCAUUUCUCAUGCCAAUAACCUUAAGAGUAAAGUGCACAUUAACUUGUAACAUUUUUUUUUUGGCCUAUUUAAGUAUUCAACCCAUCUGUAAUUUUUUUGGAAAUUAA
This is a messenger RNA of Phalaenopsis equestris, 2926 nucleotides long. RefSeq lists its product as uncharacterized. NCBI's taxonomy places the organism in Eukaryota, Viridiplantae, Streptophyta, Magnoliopsida, Asparagales, Orchidaceae. The coding region runs from base 103 to 2646 and encodes 847 amino acids. Gene Ontology annotation, molecular function: mRNA binding. The transcript is spliced from 5 exons. The record is from RefSeq and is a predicted model, not a curated record. Gene Ontology annotation, cellular component: cytoplasm.